AUCUGGCGUUGGUGAAAAAAAGCUCGCAAAUCACCAGGGGUCUCUUCCUUAUGGAUGAGAAGAGAAAGAUACAGAGCAAGAGAGAUGACAUGUGUGCCCACACCUUGCGGUUCUCUACAUCCACAUCCCACACAUUCAAACAUUGGCAUACUCCAACGCCUUGAUAGUGUGUCAAUCUCUCCUUUUUUCUCUUCUCCUCUAUCCUUUCAUAUAUUAUAUAUUUAUAUAUCAUAUACAUAUAUUUUUUUUUAUUAUCUUUAUACAUGAAUAUUAUUUCUACAAGUGUAUAGUUCUACAUAGUAACGAUAAAAAAUAAAAUAACAAAUUUAAAUAAACCCGCAGUGAAGACGUGGUACAGAAAAUAAUGGCGGCCAUAAAAACGUUUUGGAUGUCUUGUAGUGCGGCUAAUUCCCGUAAAAGACUUUACAUUGAUGGUUAAUUAACAUCAAAGUACUCGGUGUGUAUGUGAUACAUAACUUUAAUAAUUAACCGGUGAUUUUAUUUAAAUUGGCACAAAGUCGCAACGAAGAAGCAAAAAAAAAAUCGAAGAGAAAGAGUAGACUUGAUCUGGAACCUCUGCUGGAACAAGAUUGAUACCUUGAUAAAAACAGGAUGAUGAUAGAAACGAUAUGAAGACUAACGAAAAAAUGAUGGCCCAGUUGAUUUAUCAUCAGGAUAAUAGAGACAAUAUCUCGAUCAGCUGAUCGAGAAUGUGUUUGAUGCGGGUCACCGACAUGUGAGAAUAAUUCAGGAACUCGGUAUUCCGCUCCUAUCGGCGGCAAUAAGACGCUGUCGAUAUUUUUUACGUUACACAACGUUUAUUUUAUCGCGUGUGUGCGUGUGUGUGUGCGGAUGUGUAAAAAAGUACAACAUUGAGAGAUAAUAAUUUAGACACCUAGACACAUUGUAGGUGUGCUAAUUAACACGAGAAAUGGGUAAUAAAAAUAGUUGCUGUGGAUACUCUAGUCCUCAAGGGGGUAGAAAGGAUCCUAUUGGGGAAAGUGGCACGCGAACUCUUGAAGAACAUCUACCUGAAGGUGAAUUUAGCGUCACUAAUUUACAACAUAUUAGUGAACGUGAACCUGAAGACUGGGAUUCUGAUCCUUCAUUACAUCCUUGUGCUGGGACGAUUUUUAUGGAACGUUCCAAGCAAGCAAUCGAAAACGGUAUGGUAAGAAAAAAAAGCCAACAUCAAAUAGCUGACACGAGGCCUCUGAAAAAGAGCAGCAGUUGCAGCACUAUUUACUUGGAUGACAGUACGGUGUCUCAGCCAAAUUUAAAAAAUACUGUUAAAUGUGUCGCACUUGCUAUAUAUUAUCAUAUUAAAAAUCGAACUUCCCAAAGGCAAAUAGAUAUAUUUGAUGAAAAAGUCCAUCCAUUAACUAGAGACGGAAUUGCGGAUGACUACGAUAAGCACAAUCCUGAGCAUAAGCAAAUAUAUAAAUUUGUAAGAACAUUAUUUAACGCCGCUCAAUUGACUGCUGAAUGUGCAAUCAUAACGCUUGUAUACCUUGAACGUUUAUUGACGUACGCAGAAAUAGAUAUAACGCCUGCUAAUUGGAAGCGUAUUGUUCUCGGUGCUAUUCUUUUGGCCUCAAAAGUCUGGGAUGAUCAAGCCGUAUGGAAUGUCGAUUACUGCCAAAUACUUAAAGACAUUACUGUUGAAGACAUGAAUGAACUUGAGAGACAGUUCCUCGAGAUGCUUCAGUUCAAUAUAAAUGUGCCGUCAAGUGUCUACGCAAAAUACUAUUUCGAUCUCCGUACUCUAGCAGAAGCUAAUGAACUAACAUUCCCCAGUGAACCCUUGAGUAAAGAUAAAGCUCAAAAACUCGAAGCAAUGUCAAGGAUCUAUGAAGACAAGGUCACUACUGAAGCACUGCGUAAUGGUAUUAAAAAAUGGUCAAGCUUGGACAAUGUUUGUACGGGUGGUCCAAGACGUAGCAUAGCCAUUCUAUCGUAAGAUGCCAAACGCUUAAAAGUACGUGUGAAAAUACACAAGACUUUUUUUUUAUGUUUUUGUUUUUGUAUAAGUAUGAAUCAUGUAUUUCUGACGAUGGGAGUUUCCGGGUAAAAAAUUUUAAUCAUUAGAUUUUGACCGUAGUAUGUUGACAUUCCAUCGUAAAAAUAGAGAGAAAAAAAUUUUGAAACAAGUUAUAGAGUGGAGUAAAAAGAGACUUAAAAUAUGAGUGAUGAAAGUGAUUUGUUACCAGGUUACUAUUACUGAGAGACACAGGUGUGAUUUUAUAACUGCGAUAUUGGUGAUUUAAUUGAUAAUUGUCGUCCAUAUGAAAGAGAAUAAUAAUCAAGUUCACGUCAAUUGAUUGAGAUACUGCAAGAGCAUUUGAUUGUAUGUUUUUUUUUUGCGCAUUUUAUAUGAACUCAUUUUUAUUUCGACACAUCAGUUGACGUGGGGUCUGGAUUAUAGUAGAGACAACUUACAGACUGUAAGUCAUAGAUAAGGAUAGACCCAUUCGUCUGAAGGCUUAGAUUUAAUACUAAUGUGUGUAUGUGUGUUGUAUUUGUGUGAGUAUGUGACAAAUCAGUUGACAAUUUUUCGAAUUCGUCGUGUGACGUAAUUUUUUUGAAAUAUCAGGUCAUUAGUUAUGAUUCGUCAUCAAGAUUUACUUCAUUCAGUCAAUUAACCGGUGAUGAAUUUUUUUAGUAUCAAAGUAUUUAAUAAGCUGAUGAAUAAAAAAAAAUAAGAACAAAGUCAAGAUGUUAGAAGUAUCAAUAAAUUAUAAUCUUUUUAUUGACUGCUGCGAUGACAAAUUUAAAAAUGGAACUUAGUGCAAUCUCGGGAUAAACUUUUUUAAAAUAAUUAAUUUUAAUGAAAUGCUGAUUAAAAAAAAAAAAGGUUUCUUGCUUGUUUAAAUAAUUGUAUACGCCAACAGCUUAUCAAGCUAUUAAAAUAUUUCUUAUACAA
This is a messenger RNA of Microplitis demolitor, 2923 nucleotides long. It is a transcript of the gene CycY, whose product is annotated as cyclin-Y-like protein 1. Gene Ontology annotation, biological process: regulation of canonical Wnt signaling pathway; regulation of cyclin-dependent protein serine/threonine kinase activity. The coding region runs from base 932 to 1960 and encodes 342 amino acids. Gene Ontology annotation, cellular component: plasma membrane. Gene Ontology annotation, molecular function: protein kinase binding; cyclin-dependent protein serine/threonine kinase activator activity. The transcript has 5 exons. The record is from RefSeq and is a predicted model, not a curated record. NCBI's taxonomy places the organism in Eukaryota, Metazoa, Arthropoda, Insecta, Hymenoptera, Braconidae.